Molecule: messenger RNA, 3525 nt
Organism: Drosophila novamexicana
Lineage: Eukaryota; Metazoa; Arthropoda; Insecta; Diptera; Drosophilidae
Exons: 9
Coding region: 134-2755 (873 amino acids)
Biological process (GO): potassium ion transmembrane transport; stabilization of membrane potential
Cellular component (GO): membrane
Molecular function (GO): potassium ion leak channel activity
Source: RefSeq, a predicted model, not a curated record
ACACUUCCACGCAGGAAAUAGCCAACAGUUAAAUUCCAGCUGAAACGGCCAACAUUUGAAGAUAGCGGACAAAUUGCAUUCUCGCUUUAGCUAACCGAACGCCUGGAGCAAAUACCCGCACCACAAAUGCAAAAUGAAUUCGGACCAAACAAUGCAGAUGCCAUCUGGGCCGCCGCCUCCCUCGCAGAGAGUUACAUGCGGCGAGUUCAGCGGAGACAGGGAGAGCUAUGGGGCUGCCGCGAGUCUGGGAUACGGCGGCAUACCGACAUCGUCCACCAGCAGUUACGGUUCGUUUGGCGUUCUCUCCAGCUUAUCCAGCGGUGGGACAGGUACGCCCACGUUGCCGCUGCUGUUGUCCACGCCGCCAUCGACAAGCACGUUUAAGACAACGCCGCUGCUGCCAAUGCCAACGCUGGAGGACAUUGAAGUAGCUACACAGCAGCAGCCGUCGGCGCCGCCACAGUCGCAGCCAACCGGCAUACUCAAGUACCCAACAGCAUCGAGCAUUGGCUACGUCAGCGAACUGUUGGCGCCGCCAGCUCCAGCCCUGGGCAGCAGCGCCAGCAGCUCCAUCAACAGCAACUGCGGCACACUGAAGAGCAACGCCAAGCUGCUGCCGCUUCAACUAGUCGCCAAUACGGCCCCCACACGCAAGGAGCCGCCAUCGAGCGCGCCCACAGCGCAAUCACAGCAGCAGCAGCGCCAGCGGCGGCAGGGCUGGUGCGCCUGCUUCGGGUCCGGGCCGAGUGCAUUGGAGGCCAAAACGCCGCACGGCUACGGCUCCAAGAACAAGAAACGCAAACAAACGGCCCAAACUGUUUGGUCUGCCCUUCUCACAAAUCUAGGCAUUUGCAUGCUCCUUUUGGCCUACACAUUGCUGGGCUCCUUCAUAUUCCUAACCAUCGAGAAUGAGGACUCGGCGCUGCUUCAUCAACAGCAUACGCUGGCAUCCACCAAGCGCAACAUGGCCGGCAAUAGCCACAGCAACACCAAUGGGAACGGCAAUGGCAUCUAUCAACAGCAAAGGUCGCCACAGACGCAGCCACAACAGCAGCGGCAGCAGCAAGGGCAACAGCAAGGACCUCACACGGACAAUGACACGAUGGCCGCUGCAAUUGCCCAGGGCCAGGAUCUGGGGCAUGAGCGUAGCGUCUAUGGGCAGGCAUCGAAUGACUUUGUUUAUGGAUUAGAUGACUCCGACAUGGAAGCGGGGCAGGCACAGUUUGCCUUAUCGCCGGAUACUUAUGAUGUACGACAGCGCACCAUUGAGAAUAUCUGGGACAUAACCGUGUCCCUAAACAUACUAUACAAGGAGAAUUGGACAAAAUUAGCCGCACUUGAAAUUGCCAAGUUUCAAGACCAAUUAAUCAAGAGACUGAACGAGGAUGUUAUGCUGCAAUUAUCACACGACGAUGUGGCUGGCGGACAUUCGGUUGCUGGCGGUGCUGCUGGUGGUGCUGGUUCAGCUGGUGGUUCAGCCAACAAUCCGGCCACGGAAGCUGUUCUUCUGCACACACACUUUCAUCAUCAUCGUCUUGCCGGCGGUGGCGUGGGUGGACCACCACAUGAAUGGAAUUUCGCCAAAGCGUUUUUGUAUUCGCUGACCGUUUUGACCACAAUUGGCUAUGGCAACAUCGCACCCCGUACGGCGCUUGGAAGAAUCGUAACCCUGGCCUAUGCCUUUUUUGGAAUACCCCUAACGCUGGUCUACCUGAGCAGCACGGGCAGCAUUCUGGCCAAAGUGGCGCGCGAGGUGUUCUCGAAGGCGCUGUGCUGCUGCCUGUGCUCCAACUGCGGUUAUUGCUGCUACGACGAGAAGCGGAUGGCGGAGAAGGAGCGACGCAUGAAGCGGAAGCGGCAGCAGGAGGAGCUGCGCAAACAGCAGGCGGUCAUGCAGGAGCCCUACUAUGUGCGCGAUGUGUAUCAUGCCACGCCCGAGAAGCAAGCUGGCGGCACAGUUGGUGGAGCUGGCGGCGGAGUUGGAGGAACCGGGGACAUUGAUUCGCUGAGCGCCAGCGAGUCGCGUGGCUCCAUGCACGGCCUGAGCAUAUUGGCGCCCAUUCUGCUUUGCUUCUCCAUGAUGAUCAUCUACAUAGUGUUUGGGGCAGCGGUUCUGUAUCGCCUGGAGAAUUGGCCGAUUAUCGAUGGCAUCUAUUUCUGUUUCAUGAGCCUCUCGACCAUUGGAUUUGGCGACAUGCUGCCUGGUCUAAGGCGCGAUUCGAAUGCCACCACCUGGUUCUGUUCGGUAUAUAUUAUGUCCGGCAUGACACUGACGGCCAUGUGCUUCAAUGUAAUCCACGAGGAGAUUGUCCAUCGCAUACGCAUUGUGGUGGAGUUCAAGAAGGCGGGCGCUGCCACAGCUGCCGGCACCGGCGGCUCAAUGUUGGAUGUCACACACGAGGAGGACACGCCCACAUCGCUGGUGCUCAAGGACUAUGUUAACCACGAGCUGGUGCCCAUUUUGACCAUGGAUCCGAAUGGCUCACGCCUGGGCCUGGCACAGCCAGCGCCCGUUUAUACGUCCGCGACCAACACGAAUCCAACUGAAGUCGCCGGCGAGAGCAACGCCCUGGGCUACUCAACGCUUAACAGUCCGCUGCUCGAAGGACUCACAGCGGGUGGAAGCGGGGGCGGAGGCGGAGGCGGGGGCGGAGGAGUCCCAUCACAGAUCAAAGCCGGCGUCUACACGCUGGCCGAGGAGACGGAGCUCGAACUGCAGGCCGUGCACACGGACACGCACGUGGAACGCGUCUAGAGCUGAGCAGCGGACAGUAUUAGGUCGUAGGUCACAUAGAAUUAGUCCAUAGUCAGUUUAAUGUGUACAAUUUUUUUUUGUGGGCUAUGCCCGGAUAAAAACCAGAAACCAAAAGCCUAGCUCUAAGUUUGACUAUCAUUGUAUAUAAAAAAACAAAAAGAAAAUCAAAGUAGCAAAAGAGAAAGAGAACACAUAAAAUAUGAGACAGAAAGAGAAAGGGAGAGCGCGCUUCAGCAGGAGCGAGGCGAAAGGAUACAUUUCCAUAGCUCGUAAGCAAAAUAACAAAAUAUUGGGCAGCCCCACGGCAUGCUACAGAAAUUAGUCAAUGUAGUAAAAACAGGAAAAAAAAACUUAAGAAAAAACAACAAAAAAAUCAGUGGAAAAAAACUAUUAUACAAUAAGCACUUAAAUACUACGUUUAUGCGAUGAAUUUCACGAUUUCUCUAAAAGCAGCUGUAGAUUUCUGCUUCUUAAACUUCGAGUUCGUUUUGAAGCAAUCUGGCAGCACGAAAUAACUGUAUGUAAACAUUGAGUUGGCAACGCCUGAGCAUUUCAUAAAUUCCAGCUAGCGCGUGAACAAAUAUUUAUUCAGCUGAAUUUGUGAAAAUGUCGGAAAUAUACAGUGAAAAAUAUUGUUUUAAGCUUUCGACGUAGCAUAAAAGAUAAAACUGUUUCGCGCUCUAAACAUUUGAAUACUACGUUUACGCGAUGCACUUCACGAUUUCCUGAAAUCUUUUCCAUAUGGAUUAGUGCUACUGAUUUUUUUUUUU